Molecule: messenger RNA, 838 nt
Organism: Myxocyprinus asiaticus (Chinese sucker)
Lineage: Eukaryota; Metazoa; Chordata; Actinopteri; Cypriniformes; Catostomidae
Gene: cxcl32b.1
Product: chemokine (C-X-C motif) ligand 32b, duplicate 1
Exons: 3
Coding region: 148-522 (124 amino acids)
Biological process (GO): cellular response to type II interferon; immune response; monocyte chemotaxis
Cellular component (GO): extracellular region
Molecular function (GO): chemokine activity; CCR chemokine receptor binding
Source: RefSeq, a predicted model, not a curated record
GAUGUGGGGGCCUUUUUGUUUCCAAGCUGACAGUUGACAUCUCUGUGGGAGGAAGCUCUGAUGUUCAUUUUCCCCCUUGCGAGUGUUUAUAAAAGUGCAUGUUGUGGUGAGCUAUAGGUAUUACGCAUCAGACUUGAAUGAGAGAAGAUGAGGUCGAUAUCACCACUACUGUGCCUGGCUACAAUGCUGCUCAGUUAUGUCACCUGCCAAAUUAUUGGCUGUUCAACCUGCCCUUGUCUCAAGACAUCAGACACAGUUUUACGCCUGGAAAAUAUCACAAAUUACAAGCGACAUACAGCAGGCGUUUGCCAUAUUGAUGCCAUUGAAUUUAAAACAGUCAAAGGCUUUACUGUUUGUUCCAAUCCACAAAAGCCUUGGGUCAGGAGAGCCAUGAAAUUCGUGGACAAGAAGAGGAAAGCAAAUGAAAUGACAGCACGUCCCAUAAACUCCACUUUACCCUUUAAAACAGCAUCUACACAGAAUACAACAUCAAGAGGGUGGACUACGAACCACAUGUCCUAAACUAUGCAAAUUAUUUAACAUGUAAUCUACAUGUCUGUAAUUUGUGCUGUAUAUAUUGUAACUGGUUAGUUAAGAAUAUAUUCCUCUGUAUGUGUAUUAUUAUUAUUAUUUUUUAUUUUUUUUUUUACAACUGAGCGUUUUGUCCAGUGUGGCUAAUAACCAAUAAACAUGUAAGUGACUGUAUUUAUAUACUGUGUGUAACAGAGGUACAACUGAACUUGAAGUUCAAAAUUUAUUUUUUCACUAAAGAUAUAAUGGUGUUGAAAAUAACCUCUUCCUCAAUUAAAGCAAAACAAAACAAAACAAUUAAAUGGAU